Rotaria sp. Silwood1 is the source of this 648-nucleotide messenger RNA. The record is from the annotation of a GenBank genome assembly. Lineage: Eukaryota; Metazoa; Rotifera; Eurotatoria; Philodinida; Philodinidae.
AUGCUAAUUUUGGCUAUUUCUUCGAGCCUUUGUAAGCCGUCCAAGGCACAAAUGCAGUCAAUGCUUAAACCUAUUGUUCAAAAUUUAAAAAGAAUUGAAAAUGGAAUUAGUUUUAGCACUCCAGAUCAAGCAGCAGUUUGGGGAAGAGUUUUCUUAAUACUCAGCUGCAACGAUAAGCCAGCCCAAGCACUUCUUCAAAACCUUGGAGAGCCUCAUGGACGCUUUGGAUGUGGCGAUAAAGUUUCUACUGGUAAAACUACGAUACGUGUAUUCCCAACAGCACCAACAAUCACCUAUAGUUUACGUACUAAUGAAUGGUACGAUCAAAUGAUCGAAACAGUUUGUAAACCAGAUGUUCGACAAAGAACAACUGAAGAUGAAAUCCUCGAAAUGUUGUGUGGUCAUAAAGGUUUUUGUCGUUUGCGAGAUUUGAGUAACUUUGAUAUUGGCCAGUCAUUUGCGAAUGACCCCUUACACAAUGUUUACCACGGCGUAUUUCGACGCAUUCUUGUACCUCUGUUUGAUGAUAAAUAUGCGAAACAAAAGUGGUCAUGUAAAAAUAAAAUGGAAAGUAUUCAAGCUUCAUUGGACAAAAUUCAUUAUCCAUCCAAUACAACUAGAAUACCUCGUCCCCUCAUAUUUUUUUAA